Molecule: messenger RNA, 939 nt
Organism: Cladophialophora psammophila CBS 110553
Lineage: Eukaryota; Fungi; Ascomycota; Eurotiomycetes; Chaetothyriales; Herpotrichiellaceae
Exons: 3
Coding region: 1-939 (312 amino acids)
Biological process (GO): ergosterol biosynthetic process
Molecular function (GO): cytochrome-b5 reductase activity, acting on NAD(P)H
Source: RefSeq, a predicted model, not a curated record
AUGUCAGCAUAUGUCCGUCCUUCACUCAGGGCUGCCGGUGUUGCAGCGAUCGGCGCCACAGCUGGCUACACUGCCUGUCAUUAUUGGAGCACGACCUUCUUCCAUUUUAACACAGUUCAUGCCGAAUCACCGCCUUCGGAUGCCAAGGCUGCUUUGAAGAAGAUGGAUUGGAAGGGCUUCACGGAGCUCAAGCUCGAAAAGGCUGAAAUGGUCAAUCACAAUGUCAAGAGACUGACAUUUGCUUUACCUGACGAUUCAUCCAUCACCGGCAUCCCCCCAGUCACCUCUCUCUUGACCAGACAUACACCUGAGGGUGCCUGGGUUCCAGUCUUCAGACCAUACACGCCCGUCAGCGCCAACGACCAACCCGGAUAUGUGACGUUCAUGGUCAAGAAGUAUCCCAACGGCAAGGGAUCCGGCAAGAUGCACUCUCUGAAACCGGGGGAUUCGAUGUUGUUCAAGCCACUACACGAGUUUGACUACAAGCCGAAUCAAUACUCGGCCAUGACCUUCAUCGCCGGUGGAUCCGGCAUCACCCCAAUCUACCAGCUGACGCGGGCGAUCCUCGACAAUCCCGCGGACGAGACCAAGAUUGCGCUUGUCUACGCGAACAACACCGAGGAAGAUAUCCUGCUGAAAUCCGAAUUCGACCAACUGGCGCAGCAGUUCCCCGACCGCUUCACCAGGACCUACACCGUCAGCAAGACCACGCCGGAGAACGACGGCCUCUACCACAAGGGGUACGUGAACAAGGCCAUGUUGAGCCAGGCGAUGCCCCACAAGAUGAACGAGCGGAACGUCAAGGUCCUCGUCAGCGGGCCGCCCGCCAUGAUUGAAGCGGUGGCCGGCGCCAAGGGCGGCUUUGGCUGGACGCAGGGCCGCCUGGGCGGAAUCCUCGGAGAACUGGGAUACACCAAGGAAGAAGUGCACAAGUUUUAA